GUUGGCGCGAGCAAGGAAGGGCUCAGCAGACGUGCUGCCAAGCUCUCGAGAGCGCAGGACUUGGCACCAGGCCCAGAAGGCAGGGACGUGCCAGCCACGCCCGCACAUGAUGGGGCCAGCUCAAGCCACCCCCCCAGCUCCCAGAGCCCCCUGCGCACCUCUCCCGAGCUCCCCCCCGGGUCGCGCUCAGCAGCUGGGCUGGGGCAGCAGGGCAGAGCCCAAGUGUCUGAACGCAGCAGCUGCCCGCAGGGAAAAAUGAAAGUGGCUCUGCAGCCCGGGGGCUCAAGGCUGAGGCUAGGGAGGGAACCGGCCUGCCAGGGCCGCUUUCGCUUUCCCUUCGCCUCGGCCCGGCUGGGAACAGGCUCGGCACGGCAGCCGAGGGGUUCGGGGUGCGGCCGCAGGGACGCCGGCCCAGUGCUGAUGAGAGGGCACCGGCUGCCCCAUGAGUCUCACUGUCGCUCUCCUGCUCCUCACCCAGCUGUGGGGGCUGGGAACAGACGAGCUGCCUGUGCAGCUGCCCGCGACCUCGGAGGCCGUGCUGGGGGGCACAGCGCUGCUGAGCUGCACCUACCCGCCUGAGGCGGACCUGAUCCUGUACUGGACCCGGCUGGGGCCGGCCAGCGAGAGGAACGUCUACACCUACUACAGAGGGGAGCACCUGGCCUCACAUGUCGACCCUGCCUAUCGGGGCCGGGCCACUGUCCCAGCUGGGCAGCCCGGGCGUGGGGACGGGGCCCUCCGGCUACACAACAUGACACUGGCUGAUGAGGGCACGUACCGGUGCCGGGUAAAGAGCAACCGUGGCAUGGGCGUGGCGGAGACGGAGCUACGGCUCAUAGGCCUCUAUCGUCUAUCCUGGCUCCAGCCCCAGCCCUGCUCCCCCUCCCUGCAGAACGUGACACUGACCUGCCUCGCAGAGGGCGGCUACCCCCUCGCCACCGUCACCAUCCGCGACAGCACUGGCAGGGACUACGGGGCCGGGACCCCGGCUGCCAAGGAGCCUCAGGGGCUAUAUAGCGCCGCCCACACGGCCGACGUGCCCUGCUCCCCCACCACCAGCUACACCUGCAUCGUCACCACCACCUUCCUCCAGCAGAACCGCACCGGGACGCUUGUCUGGGAAGAGCCACAGCCAGCAUGGAAGGGCUGGGCCGGCGUUGGCAUUGGCAUUGGCAUUGGCAUGGCGGUGGUAGUGCUGGGGAGCGGAGCACUCUGGGGGCAGAGGCACCAGGGAUCCCGCCCCCCCCGGGAGGCAGAGCCAGCUCGGGAAGAGGCCCCGUUGGAGGGCACCGGCCCCACCUGCACGAGGAGGGGGGACCCACCAGACAUCCUCCAGGAGCCGCCCCCACCCAGCCAACAGCUCGCAACGCAGCCCCCUGCCCCACCCCCAGCCCUGGGCCCAGCCAUGCCUGGUAGCCCCCGGCAGCUCGGGGCAGACAGAGUGGCUAGAGCAGGGAAUGCUGGGAGCCAGGACGCCUGGGUUCACCUCCUGCCGGGCUGAGACGGUUUCCCCCUUCGAUGGACUGGAGCUUAGCUCGGCCUCCCCCCCCCCCCCCAGCACAGUCAAUAAACACUGCUCUGGAAGGGGGACA
Messenger RNA from Mauremys reevesii (Reeves's turtle), 1592 nucleotides. RefSeq names its product CD276 antigen-like. The transcript has 6 exons. The record is from RefSeq and is a predicted model, not a curated record. The coding region runs from base 443 to 1501 and encodes 352 amino acids. Lineage: Eukaryota; Metazoa; Chordata; Testudines; Geoemydidae.